Messenger RNA from Notechis scutatus (mainland tiger snake), 1766 nucleotides. It is a transcript of the gene CHURC1, whose product is annotated as churchill domain containing 1. Gene Ontology annotation, molecular function: zinc ion binding. The record is from RefSeq and is a predicted model, not a curated record. Lineage: Eukaryota; Metazoa; Chordata; Lepidosauria; Squamata; Elapidae. Gene Ontology annotation, biological process: multicellular organism development; fibroblast growth factor receptor signaling pathway; positive regulation of DNA-templated transcription.
CACUUGGGGCAGAAGAAUUCGUUUUCCUUUCUUUCUCUCUCUCUCUCGCGCGCGGAGAGUGACGUCACAGGGACGCACGGAUUCGGGAAGGAGGUUUCGAAGAUAGCAUGUGCGGGGGCUGCGUGAAGACGGAGUACCCGCCUCGGGGUACUACUUGCUUGGAGAAUGGAUCCUAUUUAAUGAACUAUGUUGGUUGCAUUGAAUGCAAAACACGGGAUUUUGUGAUGAUUGUGAACAAAGCAACAGAAGAACAGGAUGGAGAGGAAAUAAUCACUUAUGAUCAUGUAUGUAAGAAUUGUCACCAUGUGAUAGCCAGGCAUGAAUACACUUUUGGUGUGGUGGAUGAUUACCAGGAAUAUACCAUGCUAUGCAUGCUCUGCGGGAGGGCAGAAGAUUCUAUCAGUGUCUUGCCUGAUGAUCCUCAUCUGAUGACUCCAUUGUUCUGAAGUGCCUUGAUUCGAUUUUUUUCUCAGCCAUUGUAUUGUCUUGUGCUAAAUAACAGAAACUUAUGGGAUAUGACAAUUACAGAACACACAUGCAGACUCUGCUCAAUCCAUGUGGGAAGUCAAGUGAUAUGGGGUCAAAAAAAUGCUAUCUUAAUUUUGCCAUCAUCAGAAGUGAUUUCUGCAAACUAAAGGAAUAGAGAGGAAAAAGUUUCAUUUGCUGAAAGCUUCAUAGAAAAGGCAGAACUGCUGCCUCCUGCUUUGGGUCUUCUUGAAUGUUUUCUACAAGUCAGAAUGCUGUGGUCAGUGUUAUUGGCACUGAAGGGAAUGCUGUGUCUUGCAGAAAUAUUUGGAAAGGAUAAAAACGAGAGGACCUUUUUGAGACUAUCUACCCCACCGCAAUACCAACCACUGCCCCCCCAGCUUUCCUAUUUGAAAGAAUACUGAUUUGCAGGAGAUGCAAAAAUGUAUGCGAAAAGUUAUUGUUAUUGCAAAAGUGUCAGAGGAAAAUUGCCUUUCCCAGAGCCAUCCAGCACACCAUGUAGAAAUAGAGGAAGAGGUAAGACCAGGUUACUUGAGGGACCGUCUCACCCCACUGGGAUUGGCCCAUAUCACUCGUGCCAGCAGAGGAGGCAAGCUGUGGGUCCUGUCAACCCAAUUAUUCCAGCUGUUGGAGUCCAGGAGGAGGGCCUUCUUCUCUGCUGUUGCUCCUGCCCUCUGGAACAUCUUGCCCCACUGAUGUGAGGUUGGCCCCAACCCUCCUAUCUUUUUGUAGGGGCUUAAAGAUGUGGCGGAACAGCGCAAUGGAGGUGGUUGGUUGAAUAUUAACGGAUCCCACUUCUCCUCCACUCCACCACCCCCGCCAUCCCCAUGUGUCCUUGGUUUUAAUAUCUGAUUUUAACUUUUUAUGUUUUAAUUGUAUAUGUAACUGUAAACAACCCAGAGUUACCCUACGGUGAGAUGGGUGGCCAAUAAAUUUAAUUAUCUCACAGAGAAAGCUUUAGAGGAGGAUAGAACUAGUCAGUGUUUCUCGGCGGUUUCUUUGCCCCAAAUUAAAGAAGAUUCCAUUUUCCUUCCAAGUUUUCCAGAAUGUACGGUUGACUCCUAGGAGAGUCAUGUAAUUUCACGCUUAUUAGAAAAGGAACAGAGGAAGAAAUCUUGCUGAUUCUAAUCUAAAUAAUUGCACUGAACUUCCCAAGCCAUGGGAUGCAUGCCCUCUGACAUCGGCGGUUCUUGAAUCAAAGGGGGAAAUUGUGUUUUCUAUUGGCACAUUGUAUAUUGGGUGAUCGUUGAUAAAGUAAAUGAAAUAAAGCUGAAAAAAGG